Messenger RNA from Bacidia gigantensis, 1371 nucleotides. RefSeq lists its product as uncharacterized. The record is from RefSeq and is a predicted model, not a curated record. The transcript is spliced from 2 exons. Gene Ontology annotation, cellular component: Ino80 complex. Bases 1 to 1371 code for a protein of 456 amino acids. Gene Ontology annotation, biological process: chromatin remodeling. Lineage: Eukaryota; Fungi; Ascomycota; Lecanoromycetes; Lecanorales; Ramalinaceae.
AUGCCACGACAAUCAUCACGCUUACAAAGGACCCCAACAGGCGGCCAAAGUCCCUCACCGGAAACACGACCAAGACGUGUUGCCUCCAAUACGCACGCUGUUGUCUCGCGCGAAAACCUAGGGUUUGCUGGACGACCCAGAGGAGCUUUGAGAUUGAUCGUCAAAAUGCCGAGCAGUAGAUUACGGCAGGCCACUUCGGCCCGUGACAGCCCAGAAAAGGAUACAUCUGUCCCCACAUCAAGAGCUACCCGUAACAAGCCAAGGAAAAGCUAUGUGAUGGAGAGCGAAACUGAUGACGUCGAUGCUGAGGGUGAAGAGGAUGAAGAUGCGGUCAUGUCAGAUGUGAGCGAAGAAGCCCCACCUUCUGGAGCCAGGACGCGGGGAUCAAGGGCCACUCAAUCUCGCGACAUUUCAGCGAUCGACGAAGAAGAUGAGGAUGAGGAUGAGGAGGAAGAAGAGGAGGAGGAAGAGGACGCUGAGGGCGACAUCGACAUGGAUGACGAUGAUGCAGACGACGGGGUUCCGCUUGGCGCAGCAGCUCCGGCUCUCACCACAACAACAUCAUUGAAAAUCAAGGGUCCAGCUGCACCACAGCAACAGCCAAAAGUGACCGUCACCCCAGCGCAGGACACCAAAUUCAAAUCAGUCGAAGACAAGGAAAUGGAAGUCGACGACGACGACGACGAUGAAGAACUUUCAGAGCUAGGAUCUGAUGAGGACGAAGACGAAGAAAAUGACGAUGAAGAUGCCGAGGGCGAAGAGGACGUCGAGGACAUGGAAGAAGGAGAUGAAAGCCGCAGCCCAGCAGGCGAUUCCAGCCGAGCCAGCACGCCCGACAUCAGUAAAAUGACGAAACGGCAACGAAGUAGAUAUGAUCAGGUGAUGGGCAGUGACUUUCUGCAGCUUCCUAUGGAACCCCAAAUCAAAAAACACCUCACAGCAGAAGAACACGCGAUGCGCCGCUCGGAAAUGGCGCGCCGCCGCAAAAACCUCUCCGAAAAGCGCAACGAGGAGGAAAAAGCCGACACCAUAAACCGGCUUCUCAAAAAACAAGCGCCUAAGCGUAGGGGCAAGAUUAGUAAGGAGGAGAUGCUGGCGCAGGAUCGGGAGGAUGAUGAGGAGGAGGUGGGGGAGGGGGAGCGAGUGAUGGGGGGAGUGGGGAAGGGGUUCGCGAGGGUGGUGGAGGAAAAUGUGGCCCCUGCUAAUCCUGUUUAUGUUAGGUGGGUCAGUGGGAAGGGAGGUAGUAGGGUGGGCGUGCCGAGGGAGUGGUUGGAGGGGCCGGCGGGGAGGGUGUUUGUUGGUGCGGGUGCGGGGGCUGGAGAGGGAGGAGGGUUGGGUGGUGGGAGGAUGGUGGAGGAGGUGGAGGGGUGA